CUCAAAGCCUCUAUGGAAGCUAGACAACGUCUUAGAGAAGCUAGAGUACAGAUGGAGAAAGAUAAAAUGCAAAAAUAUAACACCCAGGAGAUUGGCUUCAACCCGAACAAUCCAUAUAGAAGUAAUAUAGAAGAAGUUAUGCAAGAAGAAGUUACGCAAGACUCCAACUGA
Molecule: messenger RNA, 171 nt
Organism: Racocetra fulgida
Lineage: Eukaryota; Fungi; Glomeromycota; Glomeromycetes; Diversisporales; Gigasporaceae
Source: the annotation of a GenBank genome assembly